Megalobrama amblycephala (Wuchang bream) is the source of this 279-nucleotide messenger RNA. RefSeq names its product PHD finger protein ALFIN-LIKE 5-like. Bases 10 to 267 code for a protein of 85 amino acids. The record is from RefSeq and is a predicted model, not a curated record. NCBI's taxonomy places the organism in Eukaryota, Metazoa, Chordata, Actinopteri, Cypriniformes, Xenocyprididae. The transcript has 3 exons.
CGGUUCAGAAUGGAGAUUGCUUUAACACUGCUACACCAAUCUGAUGACCUAAGUGAACUGUGCCACUUUUGUGGAGAGGCAGAAACAUUUGAAGACUCUGAAGAAGAGGCAGAAACAUUAAAAGACACUGGAGGAGAGACUGAAACAUUUGAAGACUCUGAAGUUCUUUGGAUUGCUUGUGACUACUGCGGGCGGUGGUUCCACUUAAAAUGUGUGGGCAAUCCAUCUACAGAGAAAGAAUACAAAUGUGUUUCUUGCAAUAAAUGACUCAGUUAUGAA